Linum trigynum is the source of this 849-nucleotide messenger RNA. The record is from the annotation of a GenBank genome assembly. Lineage: Eukaryota; Viridiplantae; Streptophyta; Magnoliopsida; Malpighiales; Linaceae.
GUCCAUUUCCAUUCGGAUAGAUUCGAAGCUUCAUCCGGCGGCGGAGAAUGAGCACUGAGAAGUGAAAGGUAGAGUGAGAAGAACCGAAUAAGCAGUAGUUCAAGAAAAAGAAAAUGACGUAAGCUGAGAUAUCCGACCUGAAGUGCGCGAUUGGAGCAAGUUGCCGAACUGAAAUCGACGGCAGAACAAUGGCGCCGACCGCCGCGAGUUUUGCAGUGAUUCCAUGCCUUUCCGUCUCUGUCAAAGCACCAACUGAUUGUUCCGAUAAGCAGCUGCAACAGAAUCAAGUCGCUGCCGAGACUCGUCGGCGAUUCUUGCUCUCUGGUGCUAUUUCCACACUAUCCAUUAUGUCUCCCAGCUGGAUGCCGACGCCAUUGCCUGCCAGAGCCGAAGGAGGACAACCGGCAAAAGACGAAGAGGAGGAGGGCGUGGUCGGCGCAAUCAAAUCGCUUCUGGAUCCAAAUGAGAAGACGAAAUCGGGGAAACUGCUUCCGAAAGCUUACCUGAAGUCGGCGAGAGAGGUGGUGAAGACGCUGCGAGAGUCGCUGCAGGAGGAUCCCAAGGACAAUGCCAAGUUCAGGCGGAACGCCGACGCAGCCAAGGAAUCCAUUAGGGAGUAUUUGGGCAACUGGCGGGGCCAAGAGAAGAUCGCCGGCGAGGAAUCGUACGUGGAGAUAGAGAAGGCGAUAAGAGCACUGGCGAGCUUCUACUCAAAAGCAGGGCCGUCCGCAGCCCUACCGGAAUCUGUGAAGUCUGCGAUACUGGAUGAUUUGAAGACCGCUGAGGAGUUCUUGUGAGAAUGUACAUAUAAAAUGGAUUCAACUCGAUAAAUAAGCACUGAAUUGAAAU